Messenger RNA from Protopolystoma xenopodis, 549 nucleotides. Lineage: Eukaryota; Metazoa; Platyhelminthes; Monogenea; Polystomatidea; Polystomatidae. The record is from the annotation of a GenBank genome assembly.
AUGGAGCCUCUCCGGGCACCCCAAGGAGCUUUUCUCCGGGGUCUGGGCCACCAAUUGGGCGGCGAAAAAGUGGAACUGACGCUGUACCGACAGCAUGUGUGUCCCACUGUGGGCGGCGAAAUCGAAAGAGCCCUAAAUUCUCGGGAUGAUAUUGAAAGACGGUCGUUUCGCGAUGGCAACAUCGGCAUCAGGGGACUGCCGCCAGCAUCGAGGGUUCAGUACAGUCGGCCAAGGCAAAUUUGCCACAACAGACUGUCCGUUAGUUACCGGUCCAAUCAUCCUCGCUGUCAAUCUGGGCCUGAGAAUCGCCGAGUAAGCCGUCUGUAUCUGCCUCCAGUGCACCUGAGCCCGUCAUCGUUUGCACCGCUACCGCCAGCUCAGCGAAGCCCCGUCUUUCAGGGUUGGCGGGUGAAAUGCCAUCAUUGCUGUCCGGUCGCGUCGCCAGGCAGCACUCUGGGAGGAGUCGGAGAUUGCCGCCGGGACGACUCUUGUAGAUGGGCAAAGAGGAGCGCACCAGACCGUCACGUCAAGCGGAUAGUCAAUUUGUAG